CCUGGAGAAACUCCUAAACUUUCAACUUCAUUCUUGGCCCAUCUCACGCUCAAACUCACAGCAACUCACGAAAACCACCAUUUUCGCUGAUCGAAACCGACCGAAAGUUGUCGCACAUACUAAUAGAGAUUUUUGCUCGUUGAUUUCUCUCUCCUUCGAGCGAUUUCCGUUCUCUACGGCGCAGUCAGGCAACGCCUUCUCCCUUGCCCGGCCAACCUCGGUCGCGUGGCCGGAACAUCGCGCGUAGUUCGACCAAAGUAUUGCAGAUCCAACCCAUCAAUACUCAUGCAUGGUGUCUCAUAACAUCACCAGCGACAGAUAUGAUGGUCGGAGGGCGGAGGAAGCGGUAAUAGCAGCCCCUUCUCGCCAUGACUCGCCCUGCUGGUGCGGGCUUCGCCCAGUUCUUCCCUGCAGCGCCGCGAGCCGCAAGGGACAGGGCAAUGGAGCGCGAGAGGGCACGAUUGAAAGCACUCGAGUCUCCGUCUUUGCAAGCAGUCAGCGCCAAUGGCCGCCUCCCCCCGGUGGAAGCUUCAGCCUUCUCAAAUCCGGACGGUACGCUCGUUAACGGCUUCGCAUCGAGACCACAGCCCAAUGGAACCGGUCCUGACGUGGCGCAUCCGUCGGCGGAUGAUACCGAGUCACUAACCGGCGACACACCCAAUGUGGGCGGCGGAUCUGCCAGCUCUCGUGGCAGCUCAAAUUCCUCCAUAUUCAGUGCUCCGACGCGACCGAGCGCCUCGGCUGCCGUAAGACUCUCAACCAGCCAACUUACCCCUCCCACCACCAUCGGAUCCCCGUCUUCAUGUUUAUCUACGGCCGCCCCUAAAAAGGCGCACUCGACCACCCCCCAUCAUGCCGACGCAAUAGACGGAUCAAUCUCGAUACCCAACGGAUCUCUCCGUGACACCACGGCUGCUCUGUCCGGCGUCGCCGAUCGCGUGCCUGUCCGAGAUCCCACCCGCUCGAUCAUAUGCAUCAAGUGCACAUAUGACCCCGCCCUGGAUACUUCGUUGUCGAGCUCCGAGAAGAGGAAGACAAAACCGAUAUACAAGGAGUAUGGCGUGGAUGAACAAGAUGACGCUCCCCCCUCAGACCCUCGCCUAUCCAAAGGCGGGAGGUUGAACUACAUUAAUGUCGAUUUCCAUCUUCCCCGAGCCCGGUUACGACAAGCUCCCUACAACCUCAGGCCGUACAAGUAUGACCCUAAAACCUCCUGUGGCCCUGGACCCCCGACUCAGAUCGUGGUCAUCGGCUUCAAUCCUUUGAUUACCUUCUCCAAGGUGACCGCCGUGUUUGCCUCUUUCGGAGACAUCGCCGAGAGCAGCAACAAGAUGCACCCUGAGACCGGGAGCUAUCUAGGCUUUGCUACAUUCCGCUACAGGGACUCAAAACCAAGCCGCUCACGCCCCGUGCCUGUCACAGCAGCAGACGCUGCAAGGCGCGCCAUCCGCGCAAUGAACGGGAAACGGAUCGAGGCGAACUCUGUUCGCGUCGAGUACGAUCCCGAGGGCAGAAAGAGUUCGCGCAUGCUAGAAGAGGUGCUGAAGAAGGGUAAGGAAUGGGAACAGACACGGGGCGAGCCAAAGAUACCGACAGGCCCAAAAUCCAAGGAGAUACCCCCGGGACCCCCGCCGACUGCACCGAAAGCGCCAGCGGCGCAUCGCGGCAUAGCACCCGUUCCGGGCGUGUGGAUGCCGAAGCCCAAACCCGAGGCCUUGAUUGAAGCUGAACCCGUCGUAUCGCGUAUAAAGAGCGAGCCGUACAUCUUUGUUGCGCACGAGCACGUCCCCGUCAUGCCUACCACGGUUGCUCAUAUGAAGAGGCGCCUGAAGAUGUACUUGUUUGAGGAUGUCCGCGCCGACAGAACCGGCUACUAUAUUAUAUUCCGCGAUUCGGGCUAUGGGCGUGCCGAGGCCGAGCGAUGUUACCGAGCCGUAGACCGCACAGCCUUCUUUACCUACACAAUGGUCAUGAAGCUGCACCUGUAUGGCACUAUAGGAAAGGCUGCCCACCCGUCUGGAGCCCGGCAGCGUAGUCGGACGCCGGACCAGAGACGGGUAGACGACACCAGGCUUCACCAUCGCAGCCGACAUGAUGAAGAUAGAUUGCGGCGUGAAGAACAAGACCGGCGCAGGCGGGAAGAAGAGGCAGACUUGGAAGAAGAGAAGAGGCAGAGAGCGAAAAACUUCGACCCGGUCUUGGAGGCCACGGAUGUGGUACUCCGGGAGAUGAAAGAACAGUUGAUCAAACACAUCCGGACGAAGAUCGCAGCCCCGGCUUUGUUUGAAUACCUGAAUCCUGCCAACCACGUUGCCAGGCGCCAGAGACUCGGUAUCGAGGACCCCCGUAGUGCGGGACUUCCGCCGAUCGUCUUGGACGAAUGGGAAGACAAGUCUCCGGUUGGCACGCCUAACUCUAGGGCGGACCCGAUUGAGAGACGAACAGCUCGGCUUGAUGUCACUGCAUUGCCUCGUAUUCGCAAAGUCAAGAACGCCGGACUGAACAUUCGCAAGCAUGGGUUCAACGAUCCUUUUGCGCGCAACCGUCAGCCGGCUAGGCGCAGCGCUUUCCGAUCUCUCCACUACCGUCUCAGAACCGAUAGCGACGUUGAGUCUGAGGAUGAAUUCGAGAAUCGCGCGUCACUUGGCAGGGAUACAGAGGAGCCCGAGUCUCGACCUCGGAGCCGUAUGAGCACGGACGAUGACGCGACCAAGGAAGACUACACAUCAUGGGGCCCUGGCGAUGAUGAUUCCAUGACAGAGGCGAGUUUCGCCCUCAACGAUGGCUCGCUAUUGCCCAAGAAGAGGAAGCUGGAUCUCCAGGUGGAAACGGCCAUCAAGCGGCAGAAGAAGACAGACGAAGAGCUUUUCGGGGUGGCCAUUGAUCGGAUUGAGACGGAGUUUCCUUCGAGAGAGCCUUCUCCUGAUGAUGUCGUUUUACCUGACUUUGAACGCCCUGAGGAAAAGGACACAGACAGCUCCCGGAUGCCCACGCCUCUACCGCCUGGAGACAAAGCCAAGAAGAAGCCUUCAAAGGCGAAGAAGAAAUCUAAAAAGCAGCUGUUUGAGGAAAGAGAAGCCUUCAAACGUCAGCAGCUGGAGAUAUUUGAAAAGGAGGCGCUACAGCCCGAAGAGAACGAGAUCAAGCCGACGCCAGACGGUGAUGUCGAAUCGAAGAAAGAAGCGGGGGCACCAGAGACUGGCCCGGAAGAUGAAAAGCCAGAUCUCGACGAGAAUCUGUAUCCGCCAGAGAAGAUCUCGGCGCUUAAGCUUCCACCCGAUUUCAGCCUUGAUGUGCUAGCCCUGCAGGAGUUGGCGCUCGGGGAUACUGAUCAGCCGGACAUUGGCAGGCUUCGCAAGAAAUUCGGCCCCGGCAACAUUGAGGAUCCCGAGCUUUGGCUGUGGAAGCGGAAUCGCAUUCGUGAACUGAACUCGGUUGACGGGACCGCGAGGAAUCCAGUGUCGAUUGAGGGCUACUAUGUUCCGAACCCCAGCGGCUGCGCCAGGACCGAGGGGGUGAAGAAGAUCCUUAACUCGGAAAAAUCCAAGUAUCUUCCGCAUCAUAUCAAGGUCCAGAAGGCCAGAGAAGAGCGGCAAGCGCAGACGGGCAAGAACGCCAAAGAUGCAGCUGCCGCCGCUGCCGAAGCUGCCAGGCUCGCUGCUGAGAGCCUUGUGGCCAGGGGCAAUUCCCGGGCUAAUCGUGCCAACAACCGUCGGUUCGUGGCCGAUCUCAACGAUCAGAGGAAGACGCUUGGGCAGGACUCGGAUGUCUUGCGGUUCAACCAGCUCAAGAAGCGCAAGAAACCGGUCAAGUUUGCGAGGUCAGCCAUCCACAACUGGGGACUGUAUGCCAUGGAAAACAUACCCAAGGACGACAUGAUCAUUGAGUACGUGGGCGAGGAAGUCCGGCAGCAAAUCGCCGAGAUACGGGAGAACCGGUAUCUCAAGAGCGGCAUCGGCAGCAGCUACCUCUUCCGCAUAGACGAUAACACGGUGAUUGAUGCGACCAAGAAGGGCGGCAUCGCGCGGUUCAUCAACCACAGCUGCAUGCCCAACUGCACGGCCAAGAUCAUCAAGGUGGAAGGCAGCAAGCGCAUCGUUAUAUAUGCCCUUCGGGACAUUGCGCAGAACGAGGAGUUAACAUACGACUACAAGUUUGAGCGUGAGCUCGGUAGCACGGACCGGAUACCCUGCUUGUGCGGAACGGCAGCGUGCAAGGGCUUUCUCAACUAAUACAGUGCCCUCUUAAUGCCUUGGGGAGGACCGGCUGGGUGCCCGGUUAGUGGAUACUAUGGUGAUGCCUCUGUGGCGGACGGAAAAGGGGAUCAUGGUGAUCGGUGGUUCGGUUGGCCAGUCAUUGGUAGCUGGUGAUUUUUACGAGACGGCGACCAGGCGUUUACGUCCGUUCUCGACGAGGUUAUUUAUAUUUGGAGCAUUUGCAGAGCGAAUUC
Molecule: messenger RNA, 4450 nt
Organism: Canariomyces notabilis
Lineage: Eukaryota; Fungi; Ascomycota; Sordariomycetes; Sordariales; Chaetomiaceae
Product: lysine methyltransferase enzyme-like protein
Exons: 3
Coding region: 369-4232 (1287 amino acids)
Cellular component (GO): Set1C/COMPASS complex
Molecular function (GO): protein binding; histone H3K4 methyltransferase activity; nucleic acid binding
Source: RefSeq, a predicted model, not a curated record